Laetiporus sulphureus 93-53 is the source of this 1749-nucleotide messenger RNA. RefSeq names its product VHS-domain-containing protein. Gene Ontology annotation, biological process: protein transport to vacuole involved in ubiquitin-dependent protein catabolic process via the multivesicular body sorting pathway; Golgi to vacuole transport; Golgi to endosome transport. NCBI's taxonomy places the organism in Eukaryota, Fungi, Basidiomycota, Agaricomycetes, Polyporales, Laetiporaceae. Gene Ontology annotation, molecular function: ubiquitin binding; phosphatidylinositol binding. The transcript has 5 exons. Gene Ontology annotation, cellular component: trans-Golgi network. The record is from RefSeq and is a predicted model, not a curated record. The coding region runs from base 115 to 1749 and encodes 544 amino acids.
CACGGCGCUUCCGCGUCUUUGAUUCCGCCAACUACGAAGGCACACGUUCGCUCUCUCGGAAACCUGCUCAAAGUCUCAUCGACCAUCCCGCAGGCUGCCAGUUGACCAAACGACAUGCUCUCAUCGUCCCCGGGGUGGUCAUCAAAUGUUAGCCCUGUCGAGUUCAUCGUCACUCGGGCCUGCAGCCCCUCAUUGCCGGAGCCGAACUAUGCGCUUCAUCUCGAGGUUGCGGAGUACAUCAACCAGAAGAAGGCUAACACGCCACGAGAGGCGGCGAUGACUAUAGCGCGUCUGGUCAAUCAUCGGAACCCGCACAUUGCCAUGCUCGCCCUCGCUCUCCUCGAGACCCUCGUACAAUCAUGUGGAUAUCCCUUUCACUUGCAGAUUUCCACUAAGGAGUUCCUGAAUGAACUUGUUCGCCGAUUCCCCGAACGCCCGCCACCAUUUCCUGGGCCCGUCAUGUCCAGAAUCCUCGAUCUCAUCAACGACUGGAAGGAGGGAAUCGCAACUGAGUCCAGGUGGAAGGAGGAUUUGGGGAAUAUAAGGGACAUGCAUCGUCUGUUGACCUUCAAAGGAUACCGCUUUCGGGACCGACCACGACAGCCUCCCAUAGCGUCUGCUUCGAAUCUCAAAUCGGCGGAUGAACUCGAAGCAGAAGAUCGCGAGGCGCAGGAGGCGAAGCUGCAGGAGCUGAUCCGACGCGGAACGCCGCGCGACCUCGCCGCAGCGCAAGAGCUCAUGAAGACGCUGGCCGGUGCGAACCCCGACGCGAAGCCAGAUUACCGCACUCAGGCACUGACGGAGCUGAACAAGCUCGAGAGCAAGGUCAUCUUGUUAAACGAGAUCCUGGACAACGUGGACACGGCGCGGGGCGAGAAGUUCGUGCAGGGCGACGUGUAUGAUCAAGUCGCGUCCAUUCUCACUGCGGCCCGUCCGAAGAUUCAAGGCUGGAUAUCGAACGCGGAGACAGACGAUCCCGAGUCGCUCAACACCUUUUUGCAGAUCAACGACCAACUCAACUCCGUAUUAUAUCGAUAUGAGUGCUACAAGAAGGGCGACUACGCACAAGCAUCGAACCCAGUGCCGCCUGAGCUGGGCGGCGGGCCUAACGAGCUGUCACUCAUCGACUUUGACGACUCGGCACCAUCAGCAAGCACCGGGGAUGGCGCAACAGCAUCGCGUUCGGGCUCAAAUGUCACACCAAUAGACGAACUCGCAAGUCUAUUCGGACCGUCUCCUGCAGCAUCCAGCGCCAUAGCGCAGCCACCAGUGAUGGGCAUUGGAGCAGGCUCGGGCUCAAACAUAGGAAUGAGCACGGGUACCGCACAGCUAACGAGCAUUUUUGGGAGAACGAACAUGGCCGCACCAACACCAUCAAAUGGAUAUAACCUCGGAAUGGGUAUGGGGAUGACUUCACUACCAAUCCAAUCCACGCGUCCGGGCGCAAUCUCGCCAUCAUCUGGUCAGCAGUUGGGCUCAAUCCGGCUGGGCACGCCUCAACAAAACAUGUCUGCAUCAAGUUCGUCCGCACCUCUGCCGAUGCCAAAUUACUUUGCGGAUAAUACCCGGGUGAUGGGCACAGAGACGGGCAUGGGUGGUCAGACGGGAAUGCAGCCGCUGCAGCCUCAGCAUAUGCGGCAGCAGCAGGCACAACAGCAGCGGCCUGCGAGUACUGCGGGGGGUGUCCCGACAGGCCAGACACAAACACAAGCAAAGGACCCGUUUGCUGACCUGGUCGGGUUAUUCUAA